Messenger RNA from Plasmodium inui San Antonio 1, 2298 nucleotides. RefSeq lists its product as hypothetical. The record is from RefSeq and is a predicted model, not a curated record. Lineage: Eukaryota; Apicomplexa; Aconoidasida; Haemosporida; Plasmodiidae. Gene Ontology annotation, cellular component: cytoplasm. The coding region runs from base 1 to 2298 and encodes 765 amino acids. The transcript has a single exon. Gene Ontology annotation, molecular function: protein binding.
AUGAAGUUGCUGCUGUGUCGGCACAGAAGCGGGGGAAGCACAGAGGAGGACUUCCGAGUGCAGGCGCGAGCUCUGGGGAUAAGUCGGGCAGGCAACGAGACGAAGGGGCGCAACCCCUGUUGGAGCAGAAGAUAUGCAAAGGAGGAUCUACUCCAAAUGGGGGGGAGUAUAGCCAUUGGUGAAGAAGGAGAAGGGAGUGCCUCCACUACACAGCCGAAUGAUUUGACUGCUCAGCUGAGUGACCCCCUCGUGGAGAGAACGACAGGGGAGGCAACACAAAAUGCCCUCCGUGAACCCCCCGUUGAAGGAGGCAAAAACUUUUUCGGCCACUUCCAUUGCGCAGACACAUUUGCGCGAGGCAGCAACAGGGUGGAGGGUCACAUGGAGGAGUCACGCAACCUCCCGUUUAGGAGCAUUCGUGCGCAUGCAGUUCCUCCCAUGUGUUACCACCGAAGAAAGAGAAAUAAAUCGAGUUGCUUCACAGAAGGGGAGCCACUAACAAGUAGCGCUUAUCUGCCAACUGGAGGUGGAAAAGGGCCUUCCAUCUCGACGAAGGACCGUCGCCAAGUAGGUAACCCCCCUGCUAGUCUGAUGAACAGGAAUAGAAGCAGACUAGGGCGUAGGAAAAAAGGGAGAAAAAAGUUGACAUGCAUGGACCGCGUACUUUUGCGCCAUUCGAAGUGUUCUGAGUGCCGCUUUAUGAAGGAGGUCAACGGAACGUAUAGAUGCGUUAGGAGAAGCGGAGCGAUGUGCAGCGUUGUUGCGUUUGCUCCCUUUGACGAGUGCACCAUUGGGAAGGAUAACCAGCAGGAGGACAAAGGAUCCCCCCGCAGGGAAGAUGAUGUUGCGAAGGAGAGGGGAAUUUUGGGGGGAGAGCACAACAAAAAGAGGGGAAUUCUGCAGGGAGAGGACAGCAAAAAGGGGGGGAGCCCAAAGAAGGUGGGGCUGCGGGUGCACUGGGAGGAUGGGAAAGAAUGGAAAGAAGCCUGCUUUUUUGAGGGUGGUUCGUCUGGCCCAGAUAGGGGACAUGCCUGUCAUGGGAGCUCCAACUCAGAUGGUGCUUCCGACUGCACACAGUUUCUCAUCGACGAUGGGGAGAAAAAGGCCAAGGAGGCCUCCACCCCAGGAGGGUCUUUCCCCCAAAGAAACAGUGCUCGAAGUGGAGAAGAAACGUUGGAAGAGUGUGGAACACGCUUUGGAAGAGGAGGAGGGCCCCCUUACCAAAGCCAUCUCGGAGGAGAGGCAACCUACAGCGAAGUCGGCGCAUACAUGGAUGUGUUGAGAGAUACUCUGGAUGACUCCACGAUGACUGACGACAUAACCGAUUUGCAACCAAUCCAUUUGGCAACGAAAGAAGGAAACAUGGACUUAGUGAAGAAAAUGAUAAAAUCAGGGAUUCACAUCGAUACUAAAACGAGGACAAGGAAGUUUACUCCGUUGCAUCUAUCCGCAUCGAAAGGAGACCUAGACGCUGUUAAAUUUCUAAUCGAGCAUAAUGCAGAUAUUAACGCUCUUUCAUGUGACAACGAGACCCCUUUGUGGUGUGCCUCUAUGUCAAACCAUCUCGACGUGUGCAGAUAUCUUCUCACACAUGGUGCUUUGCCUAACUUGACCAUAGGAAGGAAGACGUAUGACUCUCCUUUACAUGCCGCCUCCAUGAUGGGCAACCUUGAAAUCGUGAAGUUAUUGACCGAAUAUGGGGCAGAUGUUAGCUGCCUAGACUCAAACCAACUGGAGCCAGUGCAUUAUGCAUCCUUCGAAGGGCAUAAAGGGAUCGUGAAAUACCUCAUUUGGCAACAAAUCCGAAAGGCACUUCAUACAAAAAUGGACGAAAUAGUCAACGCUAUGCACAAAUAUGGGGUGUAUUCCAAAGCGUUAGAACAAUUUUACCUCCUAAAGUGUAAAUCGUUUUAUAAAAAAAGAAUCCCGAGUAAAAUACUGUGCUGCGCUAUCAUUUCAGGGAAGGAGAAAAUCGUGGAUAUCCUUCUGAGGAGAGGUGCUGACCCAAAUUAUUUCGACGUCCGAUUGCAACUGUUCCCCAUCCAUGCUGCUUCCAUCACCGGCAAUUUGACGAUAUUUAAAAAUCUAGUCAGAAGCGGUGCAAACCUCUACUUGAGAACGGGGUGUAACAAUUCAGUAAUCGAUUUGACUGAAGACGUGGAGAUUAAACGAUACAUUUUGCAGCACUCGAGAAAAAUGAAUUUGAGGAAUGCCUGGCUGAUUAGGCGACGGAAGAGCGACCAGGUUGUCUCUCGCCUUUCCCCCGACGCGUUUUACUACGUCUGCACGUUUUUCUGA